UAUGCUCAAAAUUCCUUGUAAGUAUCAUCCUAAUUCAUAUGUUGAAAGAAUAUGUGCAAGUUCAUCUUGUAAAAGAGAUCCUACAUUAUGUUGGGAAUGUAUGAUUGAUGAAGCUGAUCAUGCUAGAAAUCAUAGAGAUGUUAUGGUAUUUUUGAAUUUCAAAUUUAGAUUGAUUUUGAUAAUUUUACUACUAGACUAGAUGAAGAGUUCAGAAAUGUGUUGGAGAAGAGAAAAAAAGAUUAAGCAUUAGCUAUGGAAGGACAUUUGAAGUUAUUACAAACUAAAUAAGAUUUUAUAGAUAGAUAUGAAUCAUAGAUCAAUAACAGAAAAUGUUGGGUUGAUUACAUUAUAGCUGAUACAAAUAAUCUAUUAAUUUAAUUAUUAGAGAAAGUGAAAUCAGAACUUUAUGAACAUUAUGAUGAAAGAUUUCUUUAAUAUUAAAAUUCGUUAAACUUUAUAGUUUAAUCUAUACAACAUAGAUAUGGUUUGGUACCACUUCCUACAAAAGAAGAAAUGUUUAAUACAUUAUAAGAGUUGUCUAAAUAAAAUAAAGAAUGUAACACUUAUGUAAGUGAAUUGAAGAUUAAAUUAUUACCACCUGAAGAUUUAGGCAAAAAUCUAGCAUUUAUAGAUACAUAUUAAGAAUUUUAAAUUUAAAAUGAUCUAAUUGAAGAAUUAGAAAAAUAAUGGGCAGAAACACCUUAGACUGAUCCAGAUAAUCCUACAUUUUAAUAGGAAUAAAAUUUUAUAGAAAUUAUGAAUUCUAUUAAAUAAUAAUGUGAAGUACUUAUGGAUGAAUUCAAAACAUAAAUUAAUUUAAAAGAUUUAAUACUUUCAAGAAAUACUCAAUAUUAAAAUCCUGAUGAAUCUUUAAACAGUAUUAUUAAUUCAUAAUUCUAUUCUAGUUCUAAGUGAUGUCAAGAAUUAAACUUCUGAUCAUAAAUUAACAAAAACAUAAAGAUAAUAUGAUAGUCCUAAACUAUUUGAAACUGUUUAACCUAAUUCUCCUGUUUAUAAUGCUGGAAUUGAAAAUAAUAAUUCUUAAGCCUUGAAAUUCUAAUCCAGUUAAUAAAGUAGAAUAUCUAGCUAAUCACGUAUUAAAUUUUAUAGAACUGUUGAAACAUCAUAAAUGAGAGGAGUUACUAGUUUAUUAUAAGUAGAUUAGAGAACUAUUGCUUCUGGUAGUAGAGAUAAGACAAUAAGAAUUAACAAUUUAGAAGUUCCUCAAUAAAGUUAUACUUUAGAAGGUCAUGUUGAUUAAGUUACAGCUCUUUGUAUGUUUUAAGAAAAGUUAUUAAUUUCAGGAGGAGGUAAUCUUGAUUCUUCAAUAAUUAUUUGGUCUUUGUCUACUAGAAAAUAGAUUAAUAAAUUAACAGGACAUUAAUCUGGAAUCACAUCUUUAAUUGAAUUAUCAGAUAAUCAUAGUAUUUUAAGUGGUAGUUAUGAUAAUUUGGCUAUAAUUUGGAAUGUUACUUCAGGUAAAUCUAUUUGUGCAUUAAAAAAACAUACAGCUAUGGUUUCAUGUCUAUAACUUGUAAAAAGAGAUAUUGUUGUAACAGGUUCAUGGGAUAGAACAUUAGCUAUUUGGUAGUUAUAUUUUGAAGGAGAAGAAAUAGUAUCUGCUUCUUAUUUAAGAGACAUUAAGACUGAAGGAGCUGUUUUAUGUGUAAAAAAGUAUUCUGAAAGAAGUAUCAUUUUUGGAGGAACUUCAAAUAAAGUUUCAGUAGUGGAUUGGAUGAAUGGAGAGAUUAAACUAAAGUUAAAUACAUCUUAAUUUGGUAUUUGUGAUAUCAUUUGUUCUGAUUAUCUAUUGGGAUUAGGGGCUAGUGAUUCUACAAUUAGAUUAUGGGUUAAUAAUUAAGAAAUCGAAGUCUAUAGAGAUCAUAAAAUUAUUAUUAAUAACUAUAAUACAAAUCCAAAAAUGAUAUAAGUUUGCAAAAAUCAGAUUGCUGUUAUUAAUAAUAAAGAUGAAUAGCCUCAUUUCAAUAUAUUUAUUAUUGAAUGA
Paramecium pentaurelia is the source of this 2005-nucleotide messenger RNA. The record is from the annotation of a GenBank genome assembly. NCBI's taxonomy places the organism in Eukaryota, Ciliophora, Oligohymenophorea, Peniculida, Parameciidae.